Durio zibethinus is the source of this 2607-nucleotide messenger RNA. The record is from RefSeq and is a predicted model, not a curated record. Lineage: Eukaryota; Viridiplantae; Streptophyta; Magnoliopsida; Malvales; Malvaceae.
GUAACUUGAAAAAAAAAAUUUUUUUUCAUGACUACCAUGCUACAGUAAAUAAAUUAAAUCCCUCAAACAAUGACUUUUAAUAUAAGAAUGUACGCAUGGAUGUUGAUGUUUAAAAUGAGGUUUUUAGGGUUCGUCUUUAUAAUAACUGGCCCUUUAGUUUUAUCUAAUCAACUUUAUUUUCAAAUGUUAGUAAAACAACCCAUUCCCUCCAAUCCACCCAACUCUAGAGCUCUACAGCAACUCCUCGUUUCCCUCCUUAAAAAGUGUAACACAAUUAAAAAAUUUACUCAAAUCCACACCCAGGUCAUCAUUAACGGUUUUUCCCAGAAAAAUUUCAUCCUAGUAAACCUUCUUUCAUUCUAUGUAACUUCUGGUAAUCUCCUACAUGCGCUUAAAAUUUUUGGGACUAUCGAGAAACCAAGUACUACAGUCUGGAAUCAGGUUAUCAGAGGGUAUUCGAGAACCGAAAACCCCGGAAAAUCAGUUGAAUUGUACAAGCAGAUGGUUGCAACGGAUGCUAUCCCUGAUGGGUUUACUUAUUCGUAUGUUUUGAGUGCUUGUGCGAGGUCUGGGAUGUUGAGAGAAGGGGAACAGGUUCAUGGGAGAGUUUUAGGAGAUGGGUAUUGCUCCAAUGUGUUUGUGAGGACAAAUUUGGUUAAUUUGUAUGCGAUGGAAGGUGGUGGUGAUGGCAUUGGUUAUGCUCGCAAAAUGUUUGAUGAAAUGGGGGAGAGGAAUGUGGUGAGUUGGAAUUCUUUGCUUGCUGGCUAUAUUAGGUGUGGGGAUAUUGAUACGGCGAGGAGAGUUUUUGAUGAGAUGCCAGAGAAGAAUGUGGUGUCGUGGACGACACUGAUUGCAGGGUUUGCAAGGAAUGGGAAGUGUCAGCAAGCUUUGUCUUUUUUUAAUCAGAUGAGGAGAGCACGUGUGGAAUUGGAUCAGGUGGCAUUGGUGGCAGCAUUAUCAGCUUGUGCUGAAUUGGGUGAUUUGGAAUUAGGGAAGUGGAUUCACUCGUACAUCAAAGAGACAUCUCGGUUUAGAAGCCAGCCAUUGUUGGUGUCUUUGAACAAUGCACUUAUUCACAUGUAUGCUAGUUGUGGUUUGAUUCAGGAAGCUUAUGAAGUACUUAGAUACAUGCCGGAAAGAAGUACCGUUUCUUGGACAAGCAUGAUCAUGGGACUAGCAAAACAGGGUUUUGCACAAGAAGCUAUUACUGUGUUUGAGUGUAUGCUAAGCUUGGGAGAUAGAGAAGUCAAGCCUGAUGAAAUAACCUACAUUGGAGUUCUCUUUGCUUGUAGUCAUGCUGGAUUAGUUGAUGAGGGUCGACAUCAUUUUACACAAAUGACUCGAGGUUGGGGAAUUAAGCCCAGGAUUGAGCACUAUUGCUGCAUGGUUGAUCUUCUCUGCCGUGCUGGUUUCUUGGAUGAAGCAUUCAAUCUUAUUGAAACCAUGCCUGUAAAACCAAAUGAUGCUGUGUGGGGUGCCCUACUUGGUGGUUGUAGGAUUCACAAGAAUGUUGAUCUUGCCUCUCAAGUGGCUCAGAAAUUGGAUGUCGAGCUUGACCCCAACUAUGCUGCUGGGUAUCUUGUGCUGUUGUCAAAUGUGUAUGCUACUGCCAAGAGGUGGCAUGAUGUUGCUAAUGUGAGACAAAAAAUGAUAAAAAUGGGUGUAAAAAAACCCGCAGGUCGGAGUUGGGUUCAAAUUGAUGGUGUUAUUCAUGAUUUCAGGGUAGGUGACAGCUCUGACAAAUAUGCAUCUUCAACCUAUGAUAUCCUCUGGCAAGUCACUAGACAGGCAAAACAGGAAGGUUACGAGCCAGACAUAUCAGCAGUGAUUUCCGAUGUGGAGUAAUAGGUAAUGGUUUUGAGCAUUUGGUAUUUGAGCAAGGAUCUGCUGUCAUUCCUUCUGUAAUUACCAAGUUCAGAGGCUGAAAAGUCAGUAAAUCCUUUCAAUGAUUCAAUUGUAACUCGUCAUCACCCAAGUUCAAAUGCUUAAAUCUUCUCUAGUAUAACUACUAACCCGGCGCUAGGCAUCAACAGUAGCAGCCUGUUUCCUGUAUUUCUAAAUUAACUCUUUCUAACAGCAACAGUGCAAGGAGUUUUGAGCAUCAUCAUUUUCUUUUUAUUUUGUAUAUGGAAAAUAAUUCAAUUUUUUUUAUUUUCUUCUGUAUCCAAACACGUCUUUUGCUACUUUCGAAAAAAAAAAAAAAACAAAUAAGAAAAGUGCUAACCAAACAGAUGUACAUAAGUAAACGUACAAGGUGGGAAUUGGGACUAGGGUGUAUUGGUUACCAACCUACUAUAAGAAAUGGGAAUGACUUGCAGUUAUGGUUCUUGAAGGUUUGUGCACGACGGCAAAGAAUGAUCCUUAGUGUACAUCUGCCAUUUAACUUCCUAUUUGGGGCUUCUCUUUUCUGAAAUUAUGUCACCAAAACCACAUGGCUAGAUGCUUAUGUCACAUGUACACAUUUCCAGCCCAAAAAGUAUGCCUAUUCACAGGAGGCAAACCCAUCAUUUUAUAGUCUAAGACCAUCCCUCACCCUUUUAUCUUAUUGACGUGGGAUUCAUGACAUUCUCUCUCAUUCAAUUGUGCAACGUUUUCAUUGCAUUGAUU